Molecule: messenger RNA, 1888 nt
Organism: Actinia tenebrosa (Australian red waratah sea anemone)
Lineage: Eukaryota; Metazoa; Cnidaria; Anthozoa; Actiniaria; Actiniidae
Product: proton-coupled zinc antiporter SLC30A2
Biological process (GO): zinc ion transmembrane transport; response to zinc ion
Cellular component (GO): plasma membrane
Molecular function (GO): zinc ion transmembrane transporter activity
Source: RefSeq, a predicted model, not a curated record
UUAUUUGUGCUAUAGGCACCUCCGUACAUCAUUGAUAGUGGUCUUGAAAGAUGAUAAAGUAUAGAACAUAAUAACCUGCAGUGUCAGUAAGCAAGAAUAGACAGCAAUAGCAAUGAUAGGAGAUGAUACUCAGUUGCCAUAACAACUCACCACAUAGUAACUAAAUCCCCAGAUGGUGGAAAGAUUUUGAAACAUCAAUGUAGAGUUAAAUUUAGCACUUUUGAAUAUGAUUUAUAGAAACGAUCACUGAACUUACUGAGUAUUUUAAAACCAAGUAUCAUUUUAGCCAUUAGUAAGCUACAUUUAUAUACAGUGGUUGAUGCGUUUGAUGGUGACACAUUUACAUUGUGCACUAAGAACAUGAAGCAUUACCUAUGCCAGGGUUUCGAAGCAGAUUCAGCCAUGAAGUACAUACCUUAGUGAAGAAGAGACCCCGAAGAAGCGCAAAAACGUCGUUCGAUUUGUUUUACCAUGGACGAACUACCAACAACCGAAUUUCGUGGACCUAUAUUUCCCGCCAACAACUGUACAGGUGGUAUUUGUGACGGGAGCGUUUGUCUUUGUGGAAAUAGCUACUACGAUGAAUCAGACGCGGGUGAAAAUGCUCCUCUAAUCUCUUAUGAGUCGGCAACACAAAACGAUACCUAUUUUACCGACGUUCACUGCCACGAAUUCAAGCCUAUAUUCUCGAACAAAACGGCAAGGAGGAAGCUAACGAUUGCUAGUAUUGUCUGCCUGUUUUUCGUUAUUGCUGAGGUGAUCGGCGGUUACUUGGCUCACAGUUUGGCCAUCAUGACAGAUGCAGCUCACAUGCUGUCAGAUUUUGCUGCAUUUCUCAUCAGUUUGUUUGCUAUUUGGGUGGCAAAGUGGCAACCAGACAAAAAGAGAACUUUUGGUUACUACAGAGCAGAGGUAUUAGGAGCCUUGGUAUCAGUUCUUAUCAUCUGGGUUCUAACCGGCAUCCUGGUUUAUCUUGCUGUUCAAAGAGUAUUGACUCAGGACUUUGAAAUUGAUGCUGAUAUUAUGAUCAUCACUGCUGGCAUAGCUCUAGCCAUUAAUAUAUUACUUGGAAUUAUUCUGCACCAAGCUGGUGUGCCACAUGGACACAGCCAUGGUGGCGGUGGCAGUCAUGGUCACAGUCAUUCAUUCAAUGGAUCUGUUAACCAUUCACAUUCAAAUUCCAUGGCACAGCGAACAAGAAGUAAUAGUGUCUAUGAGAAAGAGAACAUAAAUGUCCGUGCUGCCUUUAUUCAUGUGCUUGGCGAUGUUGUACAGAGUGUAGGAGUACUUAUUGCAGCGUACAUUAUCAAAUAUAAGCCAUCGUGGAAGAUUGCAGAUCCUAUUUGCACCUUUCUGUUUUCUAUUCUCGUAUUAAUCACAACCUUGAAUAUUUUGAGAGACACUAUACAUGUUCUAAUGGAAGGUACUCCUAAGAACAUUAACUACAAUGCUGUGAAAGGAGGUUUAGAGAAUAUCCAGGGUGUGGUUGCAGCACAUAGUCUUCAUAUUUGGUCUUUAACUGUAAACAAAGCAGCACUUGCUGUUCAUUUAGCAGUUGCUCCUGGGACUGACACCCAAAAAGUUCUAAAUAUUGCCCACCAAAAGUUAAAGACAGAUUUCCAGAUAUUUCACAGUACAAUUCAAGUUGAACUGUACCAAGAAUCAGUGAUGACAAACUGCAAUGAAUGCCAAGAUCUUAAGGAUUAGAGUACAUGUAUCUCAGCAAUCCAACCAAGCCUACAACAACCAUUGUGCUAGUACAAAGCAUAAUCCUGGAAGCAUGUACGCACAUUCCAAAGAAAAACAUGAAUUUUUUAUUCAUGGCCCAUGUCGAUUUAGCGAGAUGAUUGAAAAUUUAAAGAUGGAAAUAAAUAAUAUAGAAAACUAA